AUGCCGCGUUACCAGGCCCUGCCGGAAGUGGUUAGUGUCGUGAACCAGCGCGUCAUCUCUUCCCUCUGCGGUGCCGCUGUCCAGCGUUCUUUGUUCUCUCUCUACAAGUCAACCUUCGCAACUGUUUGUCAAUUGGCGAGGAUGCCUCCACGAAAGCGACAGGCUUCCUCUUCUACGAAAGCUUCGGAACCAUCCGGGAGGCGACGAUCAACGAGGGCCAGUUUCGGGAAGAAGAGCGGCUACUUCGAGGACAAUGACGACUUGGACGAAUUAAUAGACAUCAAACCGCCUUCUCCUUCAAAACGGGCUCGGACAUCCAAUGCGCCAAAGAGCCGGACUCGAAGGAAGGUCACGUUCAUACCGCACAAGCAGCUGCGCGGCCUGAACGGAGUCGACUACGCCGACAGCCACGUCCACCCCAACACGAUGCUAUUUCUGCGCGAUCUCAAGGCCAACAAUCGGCGGGUCUGGCUGAAGGAAAACGACGCCGAAUACCGCCGCUCGCUCGGCGACUGGCAGUCCUUUGUCGAGUCGCUCACCGAACGGCUCAUUGCCGAGGUCGACGACACUAUCCCUGAGCUGCCUUCCCGCGACGUCAUCUUUCGCAUCUACCGCGACAUCCGCUUCUCCAAGGACAGCACCCCCUACAAGGCCCACUACUCGGCCGCUUGGUCGCGUACCGGCCGCAAGGGCCCCUAUGCCUGCUACUACGUCCACUGCGAGCCCGCCGGCUGCAUCGUCGGCGGCGGCCUAUGGCACCCCGACCCCCCCAACGUUCAGCUGCUGCGCGCCAGCAUUGACGAGCGGUCCCAUCGCUGGCGACGUCUGCUGGCCGGCACCGGUGGCCGUGGCGCCGAUCCCGACGCCUUCCGCCGUGCGUUUCUGCCGACGGCCAAGCACGGCAACGAGGCUGCGGCUAUCAAGGCCUUUGCCAAACUCAACAGCAGCGACGCCCUCAAGACAAAGCCAAAGGGCUUUACUGCCGACCACCGCAACAUUGAGCUGCUCAAGCUUCGCAACUUCACGGCCAUGAAACGGAUUCCUGACUCCUUCUUCACCGAUGUGGAUGGUCAGGACAAGAUUAUCGAUCUUAUGAAGGCCCUGUCUGGCUAUGUGGCCCAUUUGAACCGGAUUGUCAGGCCGGACCCGAAUGAUGCUGACGAUACGGAUUCAGAGGGUGACGAAGGCGACGAGGACAAUGGUGAUGAGGGUGAAAAUGACGAGGAUGAAGACGAAGACUCCUGA
Messenger RNA from Grosmannia clavigera kw1407, 1245 nucleotides. RefSeq lists its product as uncharacterized. The record is from RefSeq and is a predicted model, not a curated record. Lineage: Eukaryota; Fungi; Ascomycota; Sordariomycetes; Ophiostomatales; Ophiostomataceae. The transcript has 4 exons. Bases 1 to 1245 code for a protein of 414 amino acids.